AUUUAGUUUUAAUUGCCAUAUUCUUCGAUGCGUUACAAAGUCAAAAUUUAUACACUUUAUUGUAAAGCUACAUAUGUACAUACAUGUUGUACAUAAAUGUAUCUGUUAAAAAUAUAAAUAUAUUUUUUUAAAUUCCUUUUAAUUAGAUGAUAGAUAGAUGACCUUUAUUUAGUUUUAUUUAGUUAUUGAGUUUUAUUGACGAAUUUAGUGCUUAGUGUAAAAUGCGACCCAUAAACUUGGAGUUUACCAUGCAAACAAUAUGCGAUAAACUCACCUUAAACACCACAUUUGUUUGGAGUUUAAGCAACCCUAUUUUUAAAGUUUGGCCGCACUGUUGCGCGAAUAAAAACAAAUUGUAGAUUAUAAACAAAACCUCAGCAGUGCAAAUAAAUUAAUAAAUUAUGGAAUCUGCUACAAAGAAAAGAAGAAGGCGGAAUUUCUGGGACAACACCACAGAAGCUUACUUUGUCGAUUUGUGGGCGCAAAAGAUAGAUGAAUUGCGUAGUGACAAGAGAAAUACUCAAGUCUACCAAGAGAUGUCCGUCGAUUUAGCCACACAUGGUUUAGAACUGUCUGUGCCAGAUAUUAAAUACAAAAUAGCCAACUUGACUACCAAGUACAGAAAAUGCCGAGAAGCAUUAGAGUCAACCGCUGGUGAUGCGCCUGUGUUGUGGCCAUUAUACGAACAGGUGCAUCAAAUAAUUGGUUCACAAACUUUCAAUCACACCGAUAUGUCUUCUGAGGGGAGCGUGGAGCAUAAAUUUAAUUUAGCGGAAGCGUCUUUUUUGACACCAUUGGCGGCGUCCUUAUCCACACCUUCCUACGAUUCCAAUACAUUUACCUUGCCUCCGCCAUAUAUUACAGACUUGCCGUCGUCUACACGUGAGCGCGCUCCAAAACGACGAAGUUCAGAAAAAUCGAAGAUAAUCUCCAUGUGUGCAUGUUUGCAGGCAACAGCCGAAGAGAAAAACAAGCUCAUGAAGGAAAUGGUCCAAGUAGAAAAGGAGAAAUUAGAAGUUUUGAAAGAUUUGCGCGAUGAUAAUAAGAAACUCACGCAAGCGAUUAUAAACUACUUGAGUCGUAAGCAAUAAUAUUUGUAUUUAGAAGUGGCUAUUUAAUAAUUUUUGAUACAAAUAUGUCCAAGCCCAGAAAUUUACCGUUAAGCGUAAGCUAUAAAGUUCUAUAGCUAAGCGACAAAUUAGUUAACUCUUAGAUAGUAAUAAGGUGCACCUAUACUAUAGUUUUUAUUUUUUUAAAUGUCUUUUUAGUGAAUUGUUUUAAAAUUUAUAUAUUUUUAUACCUUUGAUCUCAAAUUAAUAUUUAUAAAUAUACAACAACUAUU
This is a messenger RNA of Zeugodacus cucurbitae (melon fly), 1342 nucleotides long. RefSeq lists its product as uncharacterized. Gene Ontology annotation, cellular component: nuclear body. Gene Ontology annotation, biological process: positive regulation of DNA-templated transcription. NCBI's taxonomy places the organism in Eukaryota, Metazoa, Arthropoda, Insecta, Diptera, Tephritidae. The coding region runs from base 402 to 1091 and encodes 229 amino acids. The record is from RefSeq and is a predicted model, not a curated record. The transcript has 3 exons.